Molecule: messenger RNA, 4797 nt
Organism: Protopterus annectens (West African lungfish)
Lineage: Eukaryota; Metazoa; Chordata; Ceratodontiformes; Protopteridae
Product: antigen WC1.1-like
Exons: 20
Coding region: 1-4797 (1598 amino acids)
Cellular component (GO): membrane
Source: RefSeq, a predicted model, not a curated record
AUGGAGCAAAGUGAACUAGAAAAUGGAACAGAACCAAGCUGGAGCGAAGCAGUUGAUUGCACUACAGAAGCAGAAGAAAUUACAGUUUCAAGAGGAAAAGCAGUGGAUGUUGGAGCACACAAGGAAGUAAGACUUGUCGAAGAACAUAACAAGUGCCAAGGAAGAGUUGAAAUAAAGUACAACAAGAUCUGGCACACAGUAUGUCACCAAUAUUUUGACCUCAUGGAUGCUUCUGUAAUCUGCUAUGAACUGGGGUGUGAACAUCCAAAAGCUAUACUAAAAGGUUCCCACUUUGGGAAAGGAACGGAUACAAUACUGCAUUAUAAUAUCCAGUGCAAAGGGAAUGAAUCACAUCUAGCCUUUUGCAAUCUGUCAUCUACAGAGCUUUACAACUGUUCACAUGCAGAUGAUGUUGGAUUAAUAUGUAGAGGACAUAAAGAAGUAAAACUUGCUGGUGGAAGGAGCUCAUGUCAAGGAAGAGUUGAAAUAAAGUACAACUUGACCUGGCAUACAGUAUGUGACCAAUAUUUUGACCAGAUGGAUGCUUCUGUCAUUUGCUAUGAGCUGGGAUGUGGACCUCCUAAACAUAUAUAUAAGGCUGUUCACACAUAUGGAGGAAAUAAUGAAAUACUGAAAUAUGACAUAGAAUGCAAAGGAAAUGAGUCACAAAUAACAUUAUGUAAUCUCAGACCUACAGAUCUUCGUGUCUGUUCACAUGGUGAUAAUGCUGGAAUAGUUUGCUGGGGGUACAGAAACUACAGGUUAGUGAAUGGCUCCAACAACUGUACAGGCAGAGUAGAGCUCCAAUAUGGAAAUCAAUGGGGUACCGUUUGUGACCUGCACUGGGACAUAGCAGAUGCCAAUGUGCUUUGCCAGCAACUAAACUGUGGAUUUGCUGAAUCUGCCCCUGGUGGUGCAUUUUUUGGGUCUGGAUUAUCUGAACAGUGGAAGGACAAUUUCUUCUGCAAUGGUACUGAAUCCCAUCUUUUGGAUUGUCCACUUUCAAAUUUUGGUCAACAUUCCUGCAGCCAUAAGAAUGAUGCUGGAGUAAUCUGUGCUGGCCCUAGACAGUACACACCAAGACUAAGAAAUGGAGGCAGCCCUUGCGAUGGUUACGUGGAAAUAUACUACAGUGGUUCGUGGCACAGAGUACAAAAUGCAUUAUGGGAGAAUGCUACCGUGGAUAUGGUUUGUAGACAACUGAGGUGUGGAACUACUAUGCAUGUAUAUAACACUACAUUAUUUAACAAUGGAAAUGGAACCAUCCUGCUGGAAGAUGUUCAGUGUCAAGGAAAUGAAUCUUUAUUAAGCAAUUGCAACUGGAUUAUCUCUUCCAAUCAGGAGCCAGAACUACCAAGGUACAACAAGGAUGUAAAUAUCUUUUGUACAGAACAUAUGCAGCUGAGACUUGUUAAUGGCGGAGGGGACUGUGCUGGAAGAAUUGAAGUUUAUUACAAUGGAUCAUGGGGCACAGUCUGUGAUGACUUCUGGGACCUACAAGAUGCAAAUGUCGCCUGUAAACAGCUGAAAUGUGGUCAUGCCAUAUCAGCAAACACCUCAGGAUCAUUUGGAAAAGGUUCGGGACCUAUUUGGCUGGAUAAUGUUAAUUGCUCGGGGACCGAAUCCUUGGUGUGGAAGUGUCCAUCUGCAGGAUGGGGCCAGCAUAACUGCCAUCAUAAAGAAGAUGCAGGUGUUGUAUGCUCUGCUGCAGAAGACAUGAAGCUGAGACUGGUGAAUGGAGGCAGCCCCUGUGCUGGCAGAGUGGAGCUUUAUCACAGUGGUCAGUGGGGGACAGUGUACAGUGAUAAGUGGGACAUUCAGGAUGCUGCAGUGGUGUGUAAACAGCUGGGAUGUGGAUCUGCUGUAGCUGCCCAUCUUGGUGCUCAUUUUGGUGCAGGAACAGGACCAGUGUGGUUGGAUGAAGUUCAGUGUGAAGGAGAAGAGGCUGCUCUGUGGGACUGCAGGUCCCUAGGACUGAGACAUUAUGGUUACUCUCACAGCAGGGAUGCAGGAGUCACCUGCUCAGGGAUGUUGAAGACAAUGGAGAAGGAGACCUCAAACACAGGGAGGAAAGACACUGGUGCUGCUGGGUAUGGAGAUGAGCGUGACAGCAUGGGACACAAGAAACUACUUCAGCAAGGACAGCAAAGGACAGAACCACAGUUUCAAGGACCACAAGCAUGGCCAGCAGCUGCAGCAGAUACAGAUGAAGAGUCUGGCGGAGAACCACCAGCUGAAGAUGGUGCUGGCAGAUGGCACAAAGACAUAAAAAUCAUUGAAGAACAGCCCUGCAUAGCCCGCAUUGAGAUGAAACAUAAUGAUUUGUGGAUGCCACUGAAUGAGAAGAAGCUCACCACAGAUAUCGCAAAGGUGGUCUGUCACAUGCUGGAAUGCAAUGAACCUAAAUCAAUACAGAGAGUGCCACGCCAGAGACAGACAGUGGGCAAAGUCUUUAAUAGAGAUAUAGAAUGCAGUGGAACUGAAUCACACUUAACCUUUUGUAAUGUGUCACACCAAGUUAGCAGUGUGACAACAGAUGGACACAGUGGCACGGUGACUUGCUUUGGACCAUCAGAUGAAUUUUUGCAUGUGCUGGAAAGCUCGAGUGAUGAAGAUUUAAAUGCCUUCACAGAAUAUUUCUGCCCUGACCUGGUGGGUAUUGUUGAAGAGAACAUCAUUGCUGUUUUAGGGCCACUGAUUACAAGUAAGAUUAUCACUCACCAUGAAGCAAAGUCUCUUGCCUCCUUUGUUCAUGCCUCUGAUUCUUUUCUGUUGUUCUCUUGUGACCUGACCAAAGCAUUUGACAAUGUCAGUCAUUCAGCCUUAUUAACCAUUUUAAAGGUAUAUGGAUUUGGUCCUCUUUUUCUUCGAUGUAUUGCUUCUAUCUAUUCAGCUUCUGUUAUUGUUCCUGUGGUUAUUGGCUGGAUGGCAGCUGAAGUUGCCAUGAAGAAUGGUUCAAAAGGAUACAGAUUGGUCAAUGGCAAUGAUAUCUGUUCCGGAAGAGUUGAAAUCCAGUACGAUAGUAAAUGGUGGCCUCUGUGCAGCCUGGAAUGGGAUAUAGCUGAUGCUAAUGUCCUAUGUAAUCAGAUGAGGUGUGGCUAUGCCGUGGAGUUCUCUGCAGAAAAUUAUGUUGAAGAAGGAAGUAACGAAAUCUGGAGAGGUUCAUUUCAUUGCAGUGGCACUGAAUCUCACCUGAAAUUGUGUCAUUCUCAGACCUUUGGUCACCCAUCUUGCCCUACUAGCAAAGUAGCAUCUGUCACCUGUACAGAACUAAAUGGCAGAAUAAGACUAAUGAAUGGAGAAAGCCCGUGUGAAGGACAUGUAGAGAUUUUCUUCAAUGGUACAUGGGGAAGAGUACAGGAUGCAUCCUGGGAGAUGACAGAUGCAAAUGUAGUCUGCAGACAACAGGGGUGUGGUGCUGCAGUGAAACCAUAUAGUAAUGUUUUGCAUAAUAUUACUAGAUCUGUAUGGAUAACAAGUGUCCACUGUCUAGGAAAUGAAUCUACAUUAUUGGAUUGUGACUUAAACAUUUCCUACAUCCAGCAACCAGAAGGGAUUGCAGUUUCAAAAGAUGUAUCUGUUCUUUGUACAGAACACAUGCAGUUAAGGCUUGCUGAUGCUGGAGAAGAAUGUGCCGGAAGAGUGGAGGUUUACUACAAUGGAACCUGGGGCACGGUGUGUGAUGAUGGGUGGAAUCUGACAGAUGCCAAUGUUGUUUGCCAACAGCUAAAAUGUGGACAAGCCGUAUCAAUCAACAACACAGCAGUGUUUGGUAAAGGAUCAGGGCCAAUUUGGUUAGAUGAUGUUAUGUGUUCGGGAAAUGAAUCUGUACUAUGGAACUGCACAUUUCUGGGAUGGGGAAAACAUAACUGCAAACAUAAGGAAGAUGUAGGAGUUGUGUGUGCUGAAUUUAAACAGCUGCGACUUGCUGGUGGUAGUCAUAGCUGUAAAGGAAGACUGGAAGUAUUUCACAAUGGGACAUGGGGCACUGUUUGUUCCAAUGGUUUAAAUCGGCAGUCUCCCACAAUGAAUAUUGUUUGCCAGCAGUUAGCUUGUGGAAAUAUUAGCGACUUUCAAAAUCUUCCUGUCUUUGGAAAAAGUUCGAAUCCUAAGUCUGUUGACCAUGUUCAGUGCCUAAAGGAUCACACAUCUCUCUGGCAAUGCCGUUCAUCAUUCUGGGAUUAUAAUCCCUGCGAUGAAGAGGAGGAAGUCCACCUAACUUGCUCAGAAGAACAGGAAAGACCUAAUGGAAAACUUAAUGUAUUGCCCUGUGCCAACAAAUCACUGGGGAUGGACUGCACAGAAAGUGGGCAACUACAACUUGUGGGUGGAAAGGAUCGAUGUUCUGGAACAGUAGAGAUUUUGAACAAUGGAAUCUGGGGAACCAUCUGUGAUGACUCAUGGGAUAUGAAGGAUGCAGAGGUAGUGUGUCGACAGCUUGGAUGUGGAUUUCCUCUUGCAGUCACUGGAGAACCUAACUCAGACAAUAGAACUGGACCUAUCUGGCUGGAUGAGGUGAACUGUAGAGGGAGAGAAUUUUUCCUUUGGGACUGCCCUUCUAGCCCCUGGGGACAGAGUGACUGUGAACAUAAGGAGGAUGCUGGUGUUAUAUGUUCAGGUGCCCCUAUAGCUACUACCUUUACAUCACAAUCAAAUGAUGCUGCUGAUAGGUCACAUGUCAGUGAAACCUCUUCUGUCCCACUGGUCAUCUGUAUUAUUCUCGGAGCUCUACUGUUCCUUGUGUUAAUCGUUCUCUGUGGACAGGUGCAGAAACACAGGACACUCAUUAAAGGUUAG